GCGAGAGGGAGAUUGAGUGACAACUGCAGGAGUGCCUUUAUCUCUCACAUGGAAAGAUCUGUGCAUCAGGGAGAGAAAAAUGCUGCAAUUGGUGAUUUUGCUCCUUGCUUCAAGUUCAUUCACUUUGUGUUCAGAAGUUGUAGGACAGUAUCACUUGAUGAAAGAUGUAAAGGGAUGGGAGGAUGCCCAGACGUACUGCAGAGAGUACUUCACUGACCUUGUUACCAUUCGCAGUCAUGACGACAUGGAGACAUUGAUCAAACUAACAAACGGCAUCAAUGUGCCAUCAGAAAUCUGGAUUGGUCUGAAAAAGACCGGCAUGGGGACUUGGUCGUGGUCAGUUGGAGAAAAAACCAGAUCAGCCGGAUACAGUAACUGGGCCACUUCACCUGCCUCCUCUCACCACUGCGGAGGCAUGGGGGGUGAUGGGAAAUGGUUCGGUGGACUCUGUAAUACUAUUCGUCCCUUUGUGUGUCAUGGAGGGGAGACGUCAGGUAGGAUGCAUGUCGUUCUUGAAGAGAAGAAUUGGAGGGACGCCCAAACAUACUGUAGACUGAAUUAUUUUGACUUGGCCAGUGCAAGGAACGAGACUGAAAACGAUGAAUUACAGCAAAUAAUGAGUAGCUCAUCACUGUCCUCGGUGUGGUUCGGUCUGUUCAGAGAUGAGUGGCAAUGGUCGGAUCAGAGUAACAGUUCUUUCAGACAAUGGGCUCCAGGUCAGCCGGAUUCUGAUUCCUGUACAUUGAUAAGGAUCUCUUCCAAGAACUGGUGGGACAGAAGCUGUACUGUCAAAUAUCCUUUCUACUGCUAUGAGGACGUAAAAAUAAAACAUGUGAAGAUUGUGAGGGUGGAAAUGAAGUCAGAUCCGUCCUUAGACCUCAAUGACGAAGCUGUGUCCAAUGCCAUUUUGCAGGAACUCCAACUGAAGUUCCAGGGACUCGACCUUCAGUGGAGAGUCCAAGAUGGGAAGAUUUUCCAGGAAAAACAGAAAAAGAAAACUAAUGAAGAAGAGGAUAUUGUGAAAUGACCUGCAGUUCCAAACAAGAUUUUUUUUUUUAUAAGGGUCCCCCCUUAUAUACAAUUUUACUUUUUUGACAACUUCACAUCAUAUCUUUUUCAUAACUAUUUGAGUUAUGUGUGUAAAGGAAAUACAAUCUUGACUGAAUCUUUUUGAAAUGCCUGUGGAGUUAGGGUUUAGCCAAUAAAGGAAUAUUUAUGCAUAUGUCAUAUUUCAGUUGAUUCUAAAGGCUUGUGGCUUUUCCGUUAUUUAUUGGGGAAGCCUUAAUUAUCCUGCUGUGUUGCCCAAUAAUAAUUUCUUUACUCUACUAAAAAUAAUUAGGGUCCCCCCUUAUAUAAAAAAUUAUAAUAAGGGGGACCCUUAUCAAAAAGAUUAGUUCUGAACUUACAGCUCACACAACAAUUUGAUGUGUUUCCCUCUCUAUGGGCCCAUCCCCCCACGUGAACCACACCUGGCCAGGCGCGCCGGAUUCAUUUUAGAAGUGGGGGGGCCAAAAAAAGUGCGUGUGUAUGGCCCAAUCCCAAACCACGCCCUACACCUACACACACACCCUCCGUGACGGAGUGA
Messenger RNA from Gymnodraco acuticeps, 1585 nucleotides. RefSeq names its product macrophage mannose receptor 1-like. NCBI's taxonomy places the organism in Eukaryota, Metazoa, Chordata, Actinopteri, Perciformes, Bathydraconidae. The record is from RefSeq and is a predicted model, not a curated record. The coding region runs from base 80 to 1027 and encodes 315 amino acids. The transcript is spliced from 6 exons.